GCCGAGCGAUAUAUCACACGUGGUAUUUAUUCAGCGCAUCCGAGCCGUCUGAUACACUUUUGUACGGUUCGGAUUAAAACUCUCUUCUCACCCCAACAUUUUCUCUCUCAUUUUUUCUCUCCAAAUCUGAGCCGUUCUAAAAUAAAAAGAAUGGUUCGGAUGCGCGAACAGACACCACAUAGUGCCCAUGUACCCGCUGGGCACUGAAAAAUUUUCCGGGCGCAUGGGUAUGGAGGUUGCUUUCUCUCUCUCUGCAUAUUACUGUACUUCACAACUCUCUCUCUCUCUCUCUCCCUGCAUAUAACUGUACUCCACAACUCUCUCUCUCUCUCUCUCUCUCUCUCUGUAUAUUACCGUACUCCACAAAUGAUAGCCCCUUUCUGAUGGAGUAUUGAAGUGUUAAAGUUACAGUGGUACAUACAGCCGUAUAUCUGUUCUGUUCAAGAUCGCAGAGAUCGAAGGCCAAUUAUCUGUCUGCUGAGAAGGAAAUUCACAUCCCCAUAUCCAAACAGAAAGUGGUACGUACAGCCAUGUAUCUGUUCUGUUCAAGAUAGCAGAGAUCGAAGGCCAAUUAUCUGUCUGCUGAGAAGGAAAUUCACAUCCCCAUAUCCAAACAGAAAGGAGCAGGUUCGUUGGUCGUCCUUAACAGACAACCACCAGUACCAUUUCCGUCGCACCAAAUCCACAGCGUCGCAAACAUGAAGCAGCAAAGCACAAGACACACUCAACAAUCACAUGUACCACUCUCUCUCUCUCUCUCUCUCUCUCUCUCUACAUAUGCAAUAAGUAUAUGGUGCUUUCUCUCUCUAGAAGUAGUGGGAGUCCUUGGGGUUUUUUCUCUUUCUGUCUCUCUCUCCGUGUAUUUUGCGAUGACUCGGGGGGAAUCUCGGAGAAAUUGGGCUGAGAUAUGUUGUUUCGGUUGCACGUGCCUGCAGCUGUUCUGGCCCAAAGUCGUGAUGCGCAAGUGGCUCAACAUCAGUGCCAAGGAGUCCGAUUACAGCGCCGACACCGACACCGACGACUCCGAUCCGGAAGAAUUUUGUGAAUGGGGGAGAGGAGUACCGCGGUUUCGGAAUGGCCAGAAGGGGGAUGAAGUUGACAAUGAUUUUGCAGAUGCUUUUCCCGGAAUACGAAGACGAAAAUCGGAGACGUUUAGGACACAAUAUAUAAACACAAAGGAAAUCAAAGUAUGUGUUGGCACAUGGAAUGUUGGAGGGAAGCUUCCAACUGAUGACCUAGAUAUCGACAGUUGGUUGGGUAUUGGUGAGCCUGCUGACAUGUAUGUGAUUGGUUUGCAGGAGAUCAUACCAUUAAAUGCUGGGAAUAUCUUUGGUCCCGAAGAUUACCGCCCAGUGCCAAAGUGGGAAAACAUCAUUCGUGAAACUCUUAAUAGAAUGCGACCUUCAAAGCCGAAAUUUAAAUGCUACAGUGAACCCCCUUCUCCUUCACGAUUUAAGCCAUCAGAAGAUGCCCCGGAUGUAGAAGAUGAACUCAUGCUCGAAUCAGACAGUGAUGGUGAGGAGGAAAUCCACCCAUUAAAUGAAGAAUUCAAUGGUUUUAAUGAAGUCAGGGAUGAAUCAUCUGCAGGAGAAAUUACGUUUGUGAAUUCUGAAGCUUCAGUCUCUAGUGAUGAUGCCAGUUUAGGCAUCCCAGUUCAUCAGGACUUAGAGAGGCAAUUUUCUUCUCCCAAGAGGUUGGACAGGUUGAAUUGUCUUAGAACAGAAGAUUGUAUGGAAAAUGAAGAAGUAACAGUUUCUCAAACUAGAAAAUUCGUGAAAACCCUCAGUGGGACUGAAAGGAUUGGUUUGAGCUGGCCAGAGCCCCCACUGGACCUUCUGGCUAAACAUGUUUUAAACAGACCUAAUUCCUUUAUGUCUGUUAAAUCUUUCAAAUCUUCCAAGUCUUUUGGAGCAUAUCAUUCUUUCAAGUUACCCAGGCCUGGUGAAAAUAGACUGCAAUCAGAGGCAGCUUUGAUGGAGGAACUUGACCUUGAAUCAAAUAUGGACCGGAAAAGAAGACCCCCUUAUGUAAGGAUAGUAAGCAAGCAAAUGGUUGGAGUUUUUCUCACCAUCUGGGUUCGCAGAAGCUUGCGAAGGCACAUCCAGAAUUUAAAGGUGUCAACUGUUGGUGUUGGUGUUAUGGGCUACAUUGGUAACAAGGGGUCAAUAUCAGUUAGCAUGUCUAUAUACCAGACGCUAUUUUGUUUUAUCUGUACUCACCUAACAUCAGGUGAAAAAGAUGCGGAUGCAGUUAAAAGAAACGCUGAUGUGCAUGACAUACUUCGAAGGACUCAAUUUCAUUCUAUUUCUUCUAUUGGACUUCCCAGAAGCAUCCGUGACCAUGAGAGAAUAAUCUGGCUGGGUGAUCUAAAUUAUCGUAUCAAUUUGUCUUAUGAGAAAACACGAGAGCUGAUCUCCAGAAAGGAUUGGUCCAAGUUGGUGGAGAGUGACCAGCUUAGUCGAGAGCUCAGGAAAGGUCGUGCAUUUGACGGAUGGUGUGAAGGCUCGUUAAAUUUUCCACCAACUUAUAAAUACGAGUUGAACUCGGAGAAGUACUGUGGGGAGGAUCCGAAGGUUGGGAGGCGUACUCCAUCAUGGUGCGACCGUAUUCUUUCAUUAGGAAAGGGAAUGAGGCUAUUGAGCUACAGGAGAACAGAGCUCAGGCUAUCUGAUCAUCGACCUGUAACUGCAUCGUACAUGGUAGACGUCGAGGUGUUUUCAUCUAGGAAGCUUCAACGGGCCCUCACAUUUACUGAUGCAGAAAUUGAAAGUCGGGAAGGACUUGAGGUUGGCUACCUAAGAUCUGGAGAAGAUGCAGCCUACCGGGAGCGUUAGGAGGAGGGGUUAAUUCCUAACAAACUGGAAGAGGCUAUGGUUAAGGGGUCUUUUUGGAACUUCCUUUAUACUGUGCAUUUAUUCAUUCAAUUGCUAAUGUCCAAUGGUCGAGGUUGUAUAUCGCAGCGUGUGUGUGUUUGUAUAUAUAUUUUUGCUUGUAGCUUUGAGAUACAGUUUUGGUUUCAAAAUUUGGUUCCGUCACUGUAAACAUUAAUCUUAUGUGACAACAAACAUCCACCUUACAUGUUUGAUAGUAAAGCAAAAUAAUGCGCACUUUUGUAAGCCAGGUAAUAAAGUUGGUACUUCUUUCCUUAA
Messenger RNA from Rhododendron vialii, 3149 nucleotides. RefSeq names its product type IV inositol polyphosphate 5-phosphatase 3. The coding region runs from base 699 to 2834 and encodes 711 amino acids. Gene Ontology annotation, molecular function: phosphatidylinositol-4,5-bisphosphate 5-phosphatase activity; phosphatidylinositol-3,4,5-trisphosphate 5-phosphatase activity; inositol-polyphosphate 5-phosphatase activity. The transcript is spliced from 12 exons. The record is from RefSeq and is a predicted model, not a curated record. NCBI's taxonomy places the organism in Eukaryota, Viridiplantae, Streptophyta, Magnoliopsida, Ericales, Ericaceae. Gene Ontology annotation, biological process: phosphatidylinositol dephosphorylation.